Messenger RNA from Stegodyphus dumicola, 1608 nucleotides. It is a transcript of the gene Ccn, whose product is annotated as cellular communication network factor protein Ccn. NCBI's taxonomy places the organism in Eukaryota, Metazoa, Arthropoda, Arachnida, Araneae, Eresidae. Gene Ontology annotation, biological process: cell adhesion; positive regulation of cell differentiation; signal transduction. Gene Ontology annotation, cellular component: extracellular matrix; extracellular region. The record is from RefSeq and is a predicted model, not a curated record. Gene Ontology annotation, molecular function: integrin binding; heparin binding.
AUGCGAGUGCAAGAAUGCAAAGAACAAGUGCAAGAAAUGCAAGGAACAAGUAUGAUCGAUGACAGGUCAUUCCGAUGUCCAGAAACAUGCAGAUGCCCAGAAACGUAUCCACAAUGUCAAGAUGGCGUUCCAGUUGUGAUAGAUGGAUGCGGAUGUUGUCCAGUUUGCGCACGGCAGCAAGGAGAUAUUUGCAACAGUGUUCAAGUAUGUGACGUCACCAGGAAACUACAAUGCAUUUAUGCUGAUCCCUUCUCGACGUCUGGGAUAUGCAGAGUGAGAAGAGGUCAAGGGUGCCAUGUUGGGCAGUCAAACUACCGGGAUGGUGAAACCUUUAAGUUGGAUUGUAGGACGCAGUGCACUUGCCAGAAUGGUACGUACGGAUGCGUGUCACUGUGCCCUCACGAAAACGUGCGGCCUUCCUCUAAGUGCCAUCAUCCACAACUGGUAAAGAUGCAUGAAUCCUGUUGCAGGGAAUGGCUCUGCGAUUCAACACUUAUGGAAGACCGUAAAAAACACUGCCAAUCGUAUACCAGCGAAUGGACGCCUUGUUCCACAACCUGCGGUAUGGGAAUAUCAUCACGCAUAUCCAACGAUAAUCCUGAAUGUGAAUUGAAAAAUGAAACAAGGUUGUGUCUUUUGAGACCUUGUCCGAGCGGAGAGGAUUUGCAGCUGAUUACUCCUCAUGGACACCAUGUAAGAAAAAAUCAUGUAUGUCGCGCCACAGUUCGCAGCACCACUCCCAUACGUCUAACCGACGAUGGCAACUGCACUAGCGUUGAGCUGUACCAACCGAAAUACUGCGGAUACUGCACUAGUCAUCAUUGUUGUCAUCCAAAAGUGACCACAAGCAAAAAGAUCCAAUUCAAGUGCAUUGACGAAGAAGGCACAAAUAUUAUGCAGAAAGAAGUCUUGUGGAUUAUCAAAUGCAACUGUACAACGGUUUGCUAAUAAUAGGGCCUCAACCUAUUUUGUAAUAUCUCCUUCUGAUGCUACCGUCCAAUUAAUAUACCAUAAUCGUGUUUUUAGCUGAUACAUCGUUUGCGAAGUAUAACAAAAUGAGAUUUUAGAUACAUAUGAAAAUACUUGUUUAUGUCCAGUCUGCAGAGGAUGUGGAGAUAUACGUGUCCUCGCAAUGCUAUGGUGUAAAGCGGAACUAAGAAUAAACACAAACUUUCGUUAUACAACUAUUUUAGCUAGCUAUAUUUGUUGUCGAAGUUUCGCUGUUGUCUUCAUAAUUUCAAUAUGUCACUCGUAAAAAAGGUCGUAUUUUUUUUCUGUUUUAUUAAAACCUUCAUUUAGGUUAAACUCUGAUAAAGUCAUAAAAUAUUGCAAAAAUAUGUGUUGUGUAUAGUCAGCUUUCGAUUGUAAGAGUUUAUCAUCUAGAAAUAGCUCUAAAAUAAUUUUUCUCAUAUUGCAUAAAAAUGCGUCAAGAAAAAUAUUAGUAAAAUUUAUAUUGGAAUAAUACUAGUGAUAUGCAUAAAAAGGUUUGACACAUGUCAUCAAUUACAAACAGCGAACGGGUAAAAACAUAAAAUUAAUAAAUAAUGUUUGAGUAAGCUAAUCUUUUGAAAAGCAUGCAUUUAUUUUAAAAUUCAUCUUUUAACAUUU